Molecule: messenger RNA, 513 nt
Organism: Drosophila biarmipes
Lineage: Eukaryota; Metazoa; Arthropoda; Insecta; Diptera; Drosophilidae
Exons: 2
Coding region: 1-513 (170 amino acids)
Source: RefSeq, a predicted model, not a curated record
AUGGAGCGCAACGCGUUUGCGUAUUUGGAUGACAUCAUCAUCAUCAGCCGCACUGUGGAGGAACAUGUGCAGCAUCUACAAGAAAUAUUCCGACGGCUACGAAGGGCGAACCUUCGUCUCAACGCGAAGAAUUGCAGUUUUUUUGAGCGCAGCCUGGUGUACUUGGGAUACGUCAUCAGUGAGGAGGAUACGUCAUCACACGGAUCCCGACAAGAUUUCGGUAGUACGGCAACUGAGUCCGCCCACCACAUGCAAGGAGUUGAGGAGAUGUCUAGGGAUCACGUUAUGGUACAGGAGAUUUGUACCCAACUUUGCCAGCGUAGUGCAGCCCAUGUCUUUGCUACUCAAGAAAGGAAAGAAAUGCCUUUAGAAGUACUUCAGAUGAUCCAGGAGGAAAAGCCGGGAUGCACAUGGUACCAGCGGAUGCUGAAACUUGUUCAGGACAGGCCUGAGGAUUACCCGGACUACGCGUACGAGAACCAACAACCAUCGGCAUAUCGGAUCCCGACCUGA